UCGCAAAACUUCUCCUGCGCCCAAAUCUCUCCGAGCUUCCGCAUUCACGAACAUUGCUUUGCCCAUUGCCGUUGAUGCCACCGCGCACGCGACUCACUCGCCACAGCACUCCCGAAUCCAAGAUGGCCACCGAAGAUCUUGAGUGGGAGAGAUCCAAAAUCUCCAACCAGGACAUCAACACGCUGAAAAGGCUUGGCCUCAUGAAGAAGGAGGACGCCAUCCGCUUCCCCAGCGAAGAAAGCUACCCCAACCCUCCAAUGGAGUAUCGGGUUAGUUUUGUUGAUCAUCUCAUCCGUGGCCUCUCUACCCCAAUUCAUGAUUUUCUCCGCGGUCUUCUCUUUGUUUAUGGGAUUCAGCUGCACCAACUGACUCCCAAUUCCAUCCUCCACAUUUCUAUUUUUAUCACCCUUUGCGAAUGCUUCCUCGGAGUCCCUCCUAAUUGGGCUCUGUGGAAGCGUAUUUUCUGCCUCCGCCGCAAUGGCUCUCACAACGUCACCUAUAACAUAGGUGGCGUUGUUAUCUGUGUCCGCACUGAUGUCGAUUACUUCGACGUCAAGUUUCCUGACUCUGUCCAAGGAUGGCGCAAGAGAUGGCUCUACAUUCACGAAGAAAGCGCCAACUCCGUUGAACACAACAUAGUUCCUUUCGACGGAAACGCAAAAAUCCAACGCCGCUACUCCUGGGACGCUGAACCUUCCGAAGAAGAGAAGAAGGCGACAGAAGCUCUUAUGUCUCGUAUUCAUCAGCUCCAAAAUACUCGAGGCAAAGAGUUAUCUGGUGUCCAAAUCACUGCCUAUUUUCUUAGGAUUAGAGUGCAGCCUCUGCAGGCUCGCAAAAAUCCCCUUUGGACAUAUUCUGGUGCCAAUGACGCCAAUAGGCUCUCCAAUGAUCUUCCUGUGAAGGACUUGGAGAAGCUUAUUCGAAAAAUUACCUCGCUGAGCAAGAGGGAUCCUAUUCCUUCUUCUUGUCGCGUGGAACCCUACAGUUCCACCAAUCCUCUCCCCGAGAAUCACCCUACUAUGACUUCCCUUCCUCCUCUUCCUGAGGAUGGAGAAGUCGAAGAAAUGGGCAUUAUUACUGACGAUAAUCAAGAAGCUCCAUCCUUUGUGAAUGACCCCGUGGAUUCUCGAAAAUCUGCGGGAUCUUCCGAGGACACGACGUCAGUCCAAUCUCCUCCUCCCGCUGUUUCCCCAAAAAGGAAAAGGAGCAGGAAUGAUAUCGAAGAUUCCGGCACAUCCAAAGCCGAAGAAGUUGCUCCUUCCCAUCCGAAGGCGGCUUAUGAUCCUUAUUUUGCAUCCCUCGUCAGCUCUGAUGACGAGGAAGAAGUACCUCCUCGUGACGUAGCUCCUCGGACGAGCACGUCACAUACUUUAGUUAUUUCGGAGAAGCCCGUUGAAGGAGAAGAAACCUCGCCUCCUCAACGAAACGUCGUCACCACUACUCCACCAUCAAGCCCCCUUGCCCCUUCACCAAAAAGGGCAAGGGUUGAAAAGAUUGUUGAACCUGCCGCGCAAUUGAGCAGUUCGUCGACUCUGCUCUUAGAUGAUCCAAUGAUCAAAGAGCUUCUUCGCAUCGGGUCCCAAUUUAUUGGGUACCGUGAAUAUGCCGCCAGAGCUGAAGAGAAACUUGCAGAGGCCAACGAACGUGCCAACGCACUUGCUAAAAAACUCGAGCAAAGUGAGGCGGCUCGCGAGAAAGUUGAACUUGCUGCUAGUGAAGCCAAGGCCGAGGCUGAUGAAGCCAAGGUGAAAGCUGCUAGUGUUGAAGCGUUGCAGAAAAGUCUCACAGAUGCUGAAUCUGCCUUGAAUGAGCAGAAAACUGCACAAGCUGCACGUGAGCAAGAUAUCAUCAAGCGCUUGAAGUCGCAAAGUCGACGUACGCUAACCCAAACAGACCAAGAUUUUGACUUGGAAAAUCCCGUCAAGGACCCUCUUCUUGACGCACUUUCUCUUCUGGAAUUUCAUGGGCGUGAAAUUCGCGAAGGCGUGGCCAAUGCCAGUGCAAGUUUAUCGGCAUUGUUCCCAUAUUUCUUCCCGAAGAAAGAGGAGCCUGCGACUUUCCUCAGCCUCGCCAAGAUGUUUAAUACCUCGGAGGACCUUGGACUCAAGGUGCGCCAAGAAAAUAUGAAGGUUGCUGUUGAGAGCACUGUCGCGUUGGUUGCUGACAGUGGACAGGCCAUUGACUGGAUGAAAGUUGGCGACACCGAGCAGAUUGAGCAAUCAAGAUGGCGGUCGCUGAUGAAGGCAGCUAAGCCCAACACGAAGAAAAUCCUGGCCUAUCUUGGGAUAAAACCAACGUCGACUCCUAGUUCGUCAAGGCCAGAGGUCUAGUUGCAUGCCUCUGUUUUUCUUUCUGUGUCUUUUGCUCUUGUCGCCAAAGUAGUCUUUUGGCGACAUGCAUUUCCUUAGCUCCACUGUAUUGCCCUUGUAAUUAUUCUCAAGAGA
Messenger RNA from Lolium perenne, 2444 nucleotides. RefSeq lists its product as uncharacterized. NCBI's taxonomy places the organism in Eukaryota, Viridiplantae, Streptophyta, Magnoliopsida, Poales, Poaceae. The record is from RefSeq and is a predicted model, not a curated record.